This is a messenger RNA of Lepisosteus oculatus (spotted gar), 6012 nucleotides long. It is a transcript of the gene kif14, whose product is annotated as kinesin family member 14. NCBI's taxonomy places the organism in Eukaryota, Metazoa, Chordata, Actinopteri, Semionotiformes, Lepisosteidae. Gene Ontology annotation, biological process: microtubule-based movement. Gene Ontology annotation, molecular function: microtubule binding; microtubule motor activity; ATP binding. The record is from RefSeq and is a predicted model, not a curated record.
UUUGAAAAUUGGAAGCGGGCUGGUGGCGCAAGAGGGGAAAGUAACUUCACUACUUUCAUGGAAAUAUAAACCAGAAUUCAAGAAUUACUUUUCGUGGAUUGAUGUUUUUUCUUAAUGUAAGUGCUAAGAUCAGUUAUGUCCGUUUUUAACACUACACCAACAAGAGGCCGCAAGCCUCUGUUGGAGAGUUAUCAGUUUUUAAAGGAUGGUCAUUUGGGUGACUUAUCAAUCAAAAAACAACUUAAAGACACUUUGGAUGAAAAAAUCAAGAAAGAAGAUGAAUCGUCGCAUUCAGUCGAUAAGAGCAAAGAGAUAAAUAAAACGUAUAUUCUACCGGGAAGUAAAACAUCUAGUCAAACUGUUGACAUAUAUUCUAAAGGCAGACUGAUGCUUCAAAGGAAAAAAACAGACAAUAAGGACACUGAAAUCGGUGAAAAGAAGCCAAAGCAAAACACUGUAAAAGAAGACGGAGCGCCAGAAAAAAGAUUAGCACUGCAGCGCCGUACGAGAACAGGCUUAAUAACAGAGAAAAACAAAGUAGCGACUGAAAAUACAACACAACAGAAACAAGACGGGGCCACUAAUUUAGACUCUUAUAAAAGGCUUACUGAAACAAAUAAUAGCGAUAAAACCCCCAAAGCAACAACAAUUCAGCGAUCAGGGAGUCUGAGGGAUACAACAUUAAAAAGCACACCAAAAACCAGAAGUAAUCCUUCAAUUCUUGUAAAAGCAGCGAGCAAAGGAAACGAAAACUCUUCCAGGUCUGUGCCCAAGUCACUGGCGGAGUCAGUUUUGAAUAAAGGCGAUACCCCCAAAACAGAGGCCCCGAAUAAACUACACGUGUUCUUAGCACCUGCCAAAAGGACACCCGCUGAAAAAAAUGUCAAAGAAGUUUUUGAGAAGACAGCGGGGAGAGAUAUCACGAAACCGCUGAGUACCAAGUAUGGAAGUUUGGAGAGGCAGAAGGCACCAGGGCAGGUUAGCUGUGAAAGCGUCAAACCCGUACCUAAAGCUUCCACUCUCCCAGGGAACAGCAGGCUUGCGGUAGGGGCUGUCAGUAGAAACUGGGCAUCCACUGUGCAAGCGUCACAGCCGAGGAAAACUAUAAAUUUAGUGUCUCACAGUGCAGACGUGAAGAGUUCGGGAUGGGGGACCCCUGUUAAGGGAUUUUUAUCAAAGCAAGAGUCCACCCGAGAGAGUGUGAUUCAAGGCCAAGAUUGCUUGAAAAUGGAAAACAGUGCAGUAACCGUGGCAGUACGAGUGAGACCAUUCAACAACAGAGAGAAGACUGAGAAUGCACAUCAGGUUAUCUUCAUGGAGAACCAGGAAAUUGUUGUUCAACAUCCGGACUCCAAACAAAACUAUUCCUUUAUCUACGACUUUUCAUUUUUUUCUUUUGAUAAGACUGACCCUAAUUUUGCCAGUCAACAGACCGUGUAUGAAAAGCUUGCUUUGCCCCUUCUUGAAAGAGCUUUUGAGGGAUACAACACUUGUCUCUUUGCGUAUGGUCAGACUGGCUCUGGAAAAUCAUAUACAAUGAUGGGCUUUAGUGAUGAAGCUGGAGUGAUACCAAGAUUUUGUGAGGAACUCUUCUCAAGAGUUGGCAAGUCAGAAAAUCAACAAGUCACAUACCUCCUGGAAAUGAGCUAUUUUGAAGUUUACAAUGAGAAGAUUCAUGAUUUAUUGGUAGUAAAAGAUGAACAAAGUCAAAAGAAGCUACCAUUAAGAGUACGAGAGCAUCCAGUCUUUGGGCCUUAUGUAGCAGAUCUAUCAACGAAUGUUGUUAGCUCAUACGAUGACAUUAAGAGCUGGCUUGAGCUGGGAAAUAAACAACGUGCCACUGCAGCAACAGGGAUGAACGACAAGAGCUCUAGAUCUCAUUCCGUCUUCACACUCGUCAUGACACAAACAAAGACGGAGUUUGUUGAAGAGGAGGAGCAUGAUCACACCAUAACCAGCCGGAUCAAUCUGGUGGACCUCGCAGGGAGUGAGCGCUGCUCCACAGCCCAGACCAGUGGAGACAGGUUGCGGGAAGGUGUGAGCAUCAAUAAGUCCCUGUUAACGUUGGGAAAGGUGAUCUCGGCUCUUUCUGAACAUUCUCAGUCAAAGAAGAAAGUCUUUAUCCCCUACAGGGAGUCAGUGUUAACAUGGUUGCUGAAAGAGAGUCUUGGGGGAAAUUCGAAAACCGCCAUGAUUGCCACUGUCAGCCCUGCAGCCAGCAAUGUGGAGGAAACUCUCAGUACCCUUCGAUACGCCAAUCAAGCACGCAUGAUCAUCAAUGUUGCCAAAGUAAACGAGGACACCAGUGCCAAACUGAUUAGAGAGCUGAAAGCAGAAGUUGAAAAACUAAAAGCAGCUCAAAUGAGCUCCCAAGGUGUUGAAACAGAAAAAAUGAGAUUGUUUAAGCAAGAAAUCACAACCCUUAAAAUGCAGCUAACACAACAGGAGAAAGACAUGGCAGAAGCUCACAGGACUUGGAAAAAGAAACUGGAACAGGCCGAAAAAAGAAAGCGUGAAGAAGCUAAAGAGCUACAGAAAGCUGGGAUUGCACUCAAGGUAGAUAACCGUUUGCCAAAUCUGGUUAAUCUCAAUGAGGAUCCCCAACUGUCGGAGAUGUUGCUUUAUAUGAUAAAAGAAGGGCAGACCAAAGUUGGAAAACAAAAAUCAGAUUCAACUCAUGACAUUCAACUUUCUGGAGCUCUUAUUGCUGAUGACCACUGUAUAAUUUCUAACGUAGGUGGUACAGUAAGUAUCGCACCAAUUAAGGAUGCAAAGACAUUUGUGAAUGGAAACCUUGUCUCGGAGUCAACUGUCCUUCAUCACGGUGACAGAGUGAUUCUUGGUGGUGACCACUACUUUAGAUUCAAUCAUCCAGGGGAGGUGCAGCGUGGGACACGAGUUUCGUGCUGGAACGGGGCAGGGGAUGGACACAAAGACUUUGAAUUUGCAAAAAACGAGUUAUUAGCAGCACAAAGAGCACAGCUUGAAGCAGAGAUUGAAGAAGCUCGGAUGAAAGCCAAAGAAGAAAUGAUUCAGGGUAUACAAGUUGCCAAAGAAAUGGCCCAGAAGGAGCUUUCAGACCAGAAAGCUUUAUAUGAACAUAAAAUUAAAGCUUUGGAAAAAGAACUGAAGGCAGAAUGCGAAAGGAAGAAACUGCAGGAACUUAACAACCGGAAAGUGGCCACCAAGAUCGAAGAGCUGCAGAGUGCAAAAUUACAACUUGAACAGGAGGUGCAACAAAAUAAAAAACGUCUUCUUAUGGAAGCACAAGCUACCCGACAGGCCCUGGCAGAUCAUGCCAUACAUCAUGCAAAGAUUAUUGAAGCCUUAGAAGAGGAAAAAAAGAAGAUUUCUGAGGAUUUGGUUAGGACCCAGCAAAAAAGGGCACGAAAUGAACACUAUGCUGCAGGACAUGUUCAACCACAGUGGGACUCGAUGAAACUGUCUCUGAUGAUCCAGGAAGCAAAUGCCAUUAGCAGAAAACUGAAGAAACAUGCUGUUUUCAGUCGGCAUGAAUCCUCAGAUAAAGACCGCGGAAAGGAAAAUGAGCAGCUACAGGUGCAAGUUCAGAACACAAAGCUGGGUAUCACAACCUUUUGGAGUCUAGAGAAAUUGGAGAGCAACCUAGCAGCAAUGAGGGAGAUGGAACAGGGAGAUUCUGGUGCAAAAGAUGAUGUGUUUUAUGAUCCAAAUGAUGAGUGGGAACCAGAUAUAGCAAAUACUUCUGCUGCUUCAUCAUUUUCAAGGAGAAAGAGCAGAAGUCUUUUAAAAAGCAGGAGAAUAUCAGGACGACUUUAUGAAAUAAGAGUCCAUCCCAUUCAGAGUCUUCACAACUCCCAGUAUUCUGGUUUAAUGAACAAGACCACUACUGUACAUCCUAGUAUAUCUGAGUCGGCAUUGCCUGGCAUUUGCAAAGAGCUGAUUGGGUCAGCAGUGGCUCAGAUGAAAAUAUGUGAUGAGAUACAGGAGAGUAUGGCUGACAGAAUAAUGGCAGAUAUUCUCACCAUUCACAAUGGAGUCGCUGUUAUCUCCACCCUGUACGAGCAGCUUGAUGAUGACAGCCAAGAAAAUUUGUUAGUUUGCAAUGGAAAAGCACAAUGCCAGCUUGUGAAGGCAACCUCAGCCCUUGAAAGAGUCAUCUUCCUUACAACACAGUGGCUUUACACUAUUAAACCGAGUGGACGUUCUGAGGUUAAUGAAGAGCUCAAGCUGGAAAUAAAGAAAAUGGGUGGUUAUUUUCAGUUACUCAUUCAGGGAUGUGAUUCGGACAUUUCUUCUAUGGUGACAGAAGCUCAGGACAAAAUCAGCCUGUGCCUGAACACAGCAAUUAAAUUAAUCAGCCAUCUCUCAAUUGUAACCGGAACAGAGCUUCACAUUACAGAGGAAAUUCAAAAGAGCUCCUUGGCAGUUUCUUUUUAUGAGGGAGGAAGAAAAGGUAUAAGCACUCUUCUGGAUAAUGGGAUGUACCAAGCAAAGGAAAUGCAAAGAACUGUUCAGUUAAUAUUCCCUGGAUCUCAGAUUUUGCAGGAACUACAGAAGAAUGCUUUGGAUUUAGCUACUUCUCUCCAGGUUUAUAUCUCACACUGUAAACUGGAGGGUCAUCAGUCUUCAGGUGUGGGAUAUGAAGAUAGUGUUCCUGAUCAUUUUCAGCUGAAGGAGAUCAAAAGGACAGCUACUGAUUUGAUCAAAUUCAAUGAUACUCUCAAAGAGAUCAGCUCCAUUAUCAGCAGCACAUUAAAAGGCGAAGAACACUUCUCCGGUCUCCAUACUUUCAGAGAUGCAGUCUGUUUAUCGUCUAAGUUUAUUAGCGAUUACCUCAGUGCAUUCUUUAAGCAUCAAAUCAAUAAUCCCACAGAUGAACUUCAUGUGGAAUGUACAGAAAGUAUUGUAACUGCAAAAGCAAAUGUGGACUCUGCACUCAACUCCAUUACAGCCACGUUUGAUCAGCUAUGUGUGGGAAUAACUGAGCUUCCUAGCGCAGAGGAUAAUGUGGAAAAGAACGAAGACAAGAAACUCAAAGGCAAUGAACAUAGUGUGUUUUCAAUUAAAAGCGAGAGAAAAAAAGGAGUUCCUAAAUUUGUGUAUACUCUUUCAACACGUACAAACUGUUCACCUAGUGCUAUACAGUGGGUUUAGUUGGCAUAUUUCUGUGUAAUGACCCUAAUUCCCUAAUAUAUGCAUGGUAUAGUUAUAAUGCUGGGACAUUUUACACUGUAAAAAACAACCUACACUAAGUGGGACUUGAGUAUCUUGCACUGCAAAGAAAAAUCAGUUGUUACAUUUUUCAAUACAAUGUGUGAUACUGUAAUGGUAUUAUUCAUUUUUAAGAUGUGUAUUUAAAGCUUGCAGAAUCUGAAAACUUAAAAGCGCACAAGUUAUUUUUUUCUGAAUUUGGGUUGAAAUACUGAAUUAAUAAUAAUGUACAUCAUCACAAAGGAGCCCAUUACAUAACUGUUUUUUACAUAACUGUACAUGUAUACUUGUGCUUUAUUUUUCAAACAAGUUGGUAGAAGGUAUAAUAGCAUUUAUGUAAAGUCUCCAUAUGAACAAUCAAGGAAUGAAAGUGUUUGGAAUGAAUACAAAAACACGAAAUCAUAUGUAAAGCCAGAACUCAUGGAAAAAAAUGAAUCAUAUCAUCACUUCUCAAGAGCUAUAUAUAUAUAUUGCAUAUAUUCAUUUGUAUACAUAAGAAAAUGAGAAAAAAAAUAAUUUAUUUCCAGUAACAGAAGAAUGUAUAUAUUACUCAUUUUUAGGUAAAAUCAUUUUGUGCAUUUUUCUUUGGAAUAAUAAAAGUAAAUAGUCAUUUGAUCUACACAUAUACAGUACCUUUCACAAUAAGUCUUGUAGAAAUGUUUAAUGUAUGCAUUAUUUCAUUUUUACAAUAGCAUUAAGUGAACAGAGGCACUACAAAAUGAUAUCAUUUUCCCUUGUGUAUCCCUUGUGUAUCAAUAUUUUAAAAUUGAAAUUUAAAUUUAAAAUAGCUAUUGUCAGUCCCCAAGCCAUGUACUGUAU